Hyla sarda is the source of this 6790-nucleotide messenger RNA. RefSeq names its product cytoskeleton associated protein 5 (gene CKAP5). Gene Ontology annotation, cellular component: spindle pole; microtubule plus-end; kinetochore. Gene Ontology annotation, biological process: microtubule polymerization; mitotic spindle organization; centrosome duplication. Gene Ontology annotation, molecular function: microtubule plus-end binding; microtubule plus end polymerase activity. The record is from RefSeq and is a predicted model, not a curated record. Lineage: Eukaryota; Metazoa; Chordata; Amphibia; Anura; Hylidae.
GGCCCUGACAGGACAGAAAGCGCUGCCUAGCGCGGCACAGCAAUUCCUCAAUAGGCUACGCCUGCCGCGUUCAAACUGUCCAAUCAAGCAGGAGCCGCUGUUGUAGCGCUGUGAACCAAUCAGGUUUAAGGAUACUGCGUAGUGAGACAGUUCAAACGGGCAGACUAAACGGCGGAGGAUCUGGGUGGCCCGGAGUGCCGGGUGUAUCGCGAUAAGAGCUCGCAGCUACGAGGAAGCAGAUCUGUUUAGUGCACUGAGAGACACUGGGAAGUCAUCAUGGGGGACGACAGCGAGUGGAUGAAGCUUCCUAUUGACCAGAAAUGUGAGCACAAGGUAUGGAAAGCCAGAUUAAAUGGUUACGAGGAGGCUAUGAAACUGUUCCAAAAGAUUGUGGAUGAGAAGAGCCCAGAAUGGCCCAAGUAUCUCGGCUUAAUCAAGAAGUUUGUCACAGACUCAAAUGCUGUUGCCCAAUUAAAAGGCCUGGAGGCUGCACUCGUGUACAUAGAGAAUGCACAUGUCGCUGGAAAGACUACUGGGGAGGUGGUGUCAGGAGUUGUGAACAAAGUAUUCAAUCAGCCAAAAGCCAAAGCAAAGGAGCUUGGUUCUGACAUCUGCCUGAUGUACAUAGAAAUAGAGAAGGGAGAGACUGUUCAGGAGGAGCUGCUGAAAGGUCUGGAUAACAAGAAUCCAAAGAUUGUGGUUGCCUGUGUGGAGACCCUGCGGAGAGCCCUGAGUGAAUUUGGUUCCAAAAUAAUGUCCCUGAAGCCAAUUAUUAAAGUGUUGCCAAAGCUUUUCGAGUCUCGAGAGAAGGCGGUUCGCGAUGAAGCCAAGCUCCUUGCUGUGGAGAUCUAUCGCUGGAUCAGAGAUGCUCUGAGGCCACCUUUGCAGAACAUUAAUCCAGUACAGCUUAAAGAGCUAGAGGAGGAAUGGGUGAAGAUUCCACAGUCUGCCCCAAAGCAGACCCGUUUCCUGCGCUCACAGCAAGACCUGAAGGCAAAGUUUGAACAGCAGCAGGCAAGCGGAGAUGCUGAGGGAGAAGAGGAGGAGGAAGCAGUGCCUCAGGUUGAUGCUUAUGAGCUGCUUGAAGCUGUUGAAAUUCUCUCAAAAUUGCCUAAAGAUUUCUACGAUAAAAUCGAAGCCAAAAAGUGGCAAGAGAGAAAGGAGGCUUUGGAAGUUGUGGAGACUCUGGUCAAAAACCCAAAACUUGAGGCUGGUGACUAUGGAGAUCUUGUAAGAGCUCUUAAGAAAGUGGUUGGCAAAGACACCAAUGUACUGCUCGUAGCACUGGCUGCCAAAUGCAUAGCAGGGCUAGCUUCCGGCCUCAGAAAAAAGUUUGGCUCCUAUGCUUGCCAUGUUGUGCCAACUAUAUUAGAGAAGUUUAAGGAAAAGAAGCCUCAAGUAGUACAAGCUCUACAGGAGGCAAUUGAUGCCACAUUUCUCACAACAACACUACAGAAUAUAAGUGAAGAUAUCCUUGCUGUCAUGGAUAACAAGAACCCAUCAAUAAAGCAGCAAACUUCCCUGUUCCUUGCAAGGAGUUUCCGACACUGCACACCUUCCACCCUGCCCAAAAGUCUACUAAAGCCAUUCUGUGCAGCACUCCUGAAGCAAAUCAACGAUUCCGCACCAGAAGUGAGAGAUGCAGCCUUUGAAGCCAUGGGUACAGCUCAAAAAGUAGUUGGAGAGAAAGCAGUUAACCCCUUUCUUACUGAUGUGGACAAAUUGAAGCUUGAUAGGAUCAAAGAGUGUGCAGACAAGAUUGAAUUAUCCAGUGGCAAGAAGGCAGGAUCUGGAGAGAAGAAAGAAACCAAAGCAGCUGCUCCUGGGAAAGCAGCACCUCCACAAAGUGCAGCUAGUGAGAAAGAUACAAAAGAAGCCGCCAAAUCGGGAAUGGCACCUAAAAAACCACCACCUUCCAAGGCAGGAGGUCCUGUAAAAAAGGCUAAAGCAUCUGCGGGUGGAGCUGCUAAGGGAAAGAAGGCAGCAGAUAUGAAAGAGGUGUUUGAACAAGAGCUCUCACCUGAGGCCUGUGAAGAAAAAGCGGCAGCAGUUCUUCCUGCAACUUGCAUGCAGCAGCUGGACAGUAGUAACUGGAAGGAAAGAUUGGCAAGCAUGGAGGAAUUCCAGAAGGCUGUUGAAUCAAUGGAACGGAGUGACAUACCCUGCCAAGCACUAGUGAAAAUGUUAGCCAAGAAACCAGGUUUUAAAGAAACAAACUUCCAGGUCAUGCAGAUGAAGCUGCACAUUGUGGCUCUCAUUGCUCAGAAAGGAAACUUUUCAAAAACCUCUGCCAAUGUGGUUCUGGAUGGGCUUGUAGACAAAGUUGGAGAUGUAAAAUGUGGAGGUAAUGCAAAGGAAGCACUUAGUGCUAUUGCCGAGGCCUGUACACUACCUUGGACCGCUGAGCAGGUUGUCUCUCUGACAUUUGCACAGAAAAAUCCUAAGAACCAAUCAGAAACCCUGAACUGGCUUUCAAAUGCAAUAAAAGAGUUUGGAUUUACAGGGCUGAAUGUCAAAGCGUUCAUAAGCAAUGUAAAGACUGCUCUUGCUGCCACAAACCCUGCUAUCAGAACUUCUGCCAUCACAUUGCUGGGUGUCAUGUUCUUGUAUGUGGGGGCUCCUCUACGAAUGUUCUUUGAGGAAGAAAAGCCGGCUCUUCUCUCUCAAAUUGAUGCAGAGUUUGAAAAGAUGAAGGGACAGACUCCGCCUGCACAAACCCGUGGGUCUUCAAAGUCUGGUUCAGGAGGAGGGGAUGAUGGUGAUGAGGGUGAGGACCACGAAGAGGAUUCUCCAGCUGAUGUCAUGGAUCUUCUGCCACGGAGUGAUAUCAGUGACAAAAUUACUUCUGACCUGGUGUCAAAGAUAGGGGAUAAAAACUGGAAAAUCCGCAAGGAAGGCUUAGAUGAAGUAACAACAAUCCUUAAUGAGGCAAAGUUUAUUGUUCCUAAUAUUGGAGAACUUCCAAUUGCCCUGAAGGGUCGUCUCAAUGACUCAAAUAAGAUCCUGGUGCAACAGACCUUGGGCAUCCUGCAACAACUUGCCACAGCUAUGGGUACCAAUAUUAAACAACAUGUUAAAAACCUGGGCAUGCCUAUUAUAACUGUCCUGGGGGACAGCAAGGCAAAUGUGAGAGCAGCAGCACUUUCAACACUAAAUUUGUGGCUGGAGCAAACAGGUAUGAAGGAAUGGUUAGAAGGAGAAGAUCUCUCAGAAGAACUGAAAAGAGAGAACCCUUUUCUUAGACAAGAGCUCCUUGGAUGGCUGGCAGAGAAGCUUCCUACCUUGCGCACAGUACCCUCAGAUCUACAGCUCUGUCUCCCUUAUCUGUAUGCCUGCCUUGAAGACCGUAAUGGUGAUGUACGUAAGAAAGCACAGGAAGCUCUGCCCAUGUUCAUGAUGCACAUCGGAUUUGAAAAGAUGUCUAAAGCAACUGGUAAACUCAAGCCUGCAUCUAAAGACCAGGUCCUUGCUAUGCUGGAGAAGGCUAAAGCCAGCAUGCCUGCUAAACCUGCCCCACCAGCAGGCAAGACCUCUUCCAAACAAACAGGAGGUUCAGCUCAAGCUCCAGCACCUGUUUCUGCCCCUUCAGUUGCUGUGUGUGAUUCUGGACCACCUGCUUCAGAGAGCAAGCCCGACCCAAAGAAAACUAAACCUGGUGCCCCAGUAUCUAAAGGAAAGGUUGUACCUGCAAAGAAAGUGCCAACUAAACCAGCAGCAAAGGAUGAAGAAGACAAAUCUGGCCCCAUUUACAUAAUUGUUCCCAAUGGGAAGGAGCAGAGGGUAAAAGAGGAGAAGGCACUAAAGGUCUUAAAAUGGAAUUUUCCAGCCCCUCGUGAUGAGUACAUCGAACAGCUAAAAACUCAAAUGUCUACGUGUGUUGCAAAAUGGCUGCAGGAUGAGCUGUUUCAUUCUGACUUCCAGCGCCAUAUAAAGGCCAUGGCUGUGAUGACUGAUCGCUUGGAAACAGAGAAGGAAGGUGUCAUAAGCUGCUUGGACAUCAUUCUUAAAUGGUUUACCUUGCGUUUCUUUGACACAAAUACAAGUGUCUUGAUGAAGGUCCUGGAAUACCUGAAGCUACUGUUUGCCAUGCUUAGCCAAGAGGAAUACCAUUUUACCGAACUAGAAGCCAACUCAUUCAUCCCUUACCUGCUGUUGAAGGUAGGCGAGCCAAAAGAUAUUGUACGAAAGGAUGUGCGUGCCAUUUUGAACAAAAUGUGCCAGGUGUACCCAGCUAGCAAGAUGUUUAACUUUGUGAUGGAAGGGAUAAAGUCUAAAAACUCCAAGCAAAGAGCUGAGUGCCUGGAGGAGCUUGGCUGCUUGGUUGAAUCCUAUGGUGUGAAUGUUUGUCAACCAACACCUGCCAAAGCUCUGAAGGAGAUUGCUGUACACAUUGGGGAUAGAGAUACCACCGUGCGUAAUGCUGCUCUUAAUACCAUUGUGGCUGUGUACAAUGUGCAUGGAGAGCAAGUCUUCAAGCUCAUAGGAAAUCUGUCGGAGAAAGACUUGAGCAUGCUAGAGGAGAGGAUAAAACGUGCUGGUAAGAAGCAGUCUGUGGCUGCUCCACCUAAACAACCAGAAGAGAAACCUCAGCGUGUUCAGAGUGCCAAUGCCAGUCUGCUGCGAAAAGCACCUGCUGAAGACAUGUCUUCCAAACUGAAUCAAGCUCGGAACAUGGGAGGACACCCCGAACCUACUCACUCAGUUCCAAGAGAAUUCCAGUUAGAUUUGGAUGAAAUUGAAAAUGAUAAUGGCACGGUGAGGUGUGAGAUGCCAGCACUGGUUCAGCACAAACUGGAAGAUAUAUUUGAACCAGUCCUGAUCCCAGAACCAAAGAUUCGGGCUGUAUCCCCACACUUUGAUGACAUGCAUAGUAACACUGCUUCUACUAUCAAUUUUGUGAUAUCACAAGUUGCCAGUGGUGACAUCAAUACCAGUAUACAAGCUUUAGCUCAGAUUGAUGAAGUUUUGCGUCAGGAGGAUAAGGCAGAAGCAAUGUCGGGUCAUAUAGAUCAGUUCCUGAUUGCCACCUUCAUGCAGCUGCGUCUCAUAUACAACACUCACAUGGCGGAUGAGCGGCUGGACAAAGAUGAUAUUGUUCGUCUCUACAGCUGUAUCAUUGGCAACAUGAUAUCGCUUUUUCAAAUGGAAAGUCUGGCCCGGGAGGCUUCCACAGGAGUUCUGAAGGACUUGAUGCAUGGUCUCAUCACCCUAAUGCUCGACUCCAGGGUGGAAGAUUUAGAAGAGGGACAACAAGUGGUGCGUUCAGUGAACCUUCUUGUGGUUAAAGUGCUAGAGAAGUCAGACCAGACUAAUAUAUUGAGUGCUCUUCUGGUGCUUCUUCAAGACAGUCUACUAGCUACAGCCAGCUCACCAAAGUUCUCAGAGCUUGUCAUGAAGUGUCUGUGGCGGAUGAUUCGACUCCUCCCAGAAGCCAUCAAUAACAUAAAUCUGGACAGAAUUCUGCUGGAUAUCCAUAAUUUCAUGCGAGUCCUACCGAAAGAGAAGCUAAAGCAGCACAAGAGUGAGCUUCCAAUGAGGACACUGAAAACACUGCUGCACACUCUGUGCAAACUUAAGGGCCCAAAGAUCAUGGAUCACUUGAAUAUGAUCGAAAAUAAACAUGAGUCUGAGCUGGAGGCUCAUCUCAUGAGAGUAAUGAAGCACUCCAUGGACGGCACCGGUUCGAAGUCUGACAAGGAAACGGAGAAAGGAGCGUCCCGCACGGAGGAAAAAGUUUCAAAAGCAAAUGUUAGUGACUUCCUGGCUGAGAUUUUUAAGAAGAUUGGGUCUAAAGAGAACACAAAGGAGGGUUUGGCAGAGCUGUAUGAGUACAAGAAACAAUACUCUGAUGCUGACAUUGAACCUUUCCUCAAGAACACCUCCCAGUUCUUCCAGAGCUAUGUGGAACGUGGUCUCCGUCUCAUUGAGAUGGAGCGGGAAGGAAAGGCUCGCAUUACCUCCUCUACAGGUAUAACUCCACAUGUGACAGAAAUAAAUACUGGUCCACCAGUAACCAGUAGUGUUCCACCUGCUACAAAUACUAAUGGAGAGGAAGUGGGACCUUCUGUCUACCUGGAGAGGCUGAAAAUCCUGCGUCAGAGGUGUGGGCUCGAUAAUGCCAAGCAGGAUGAGAGGCCUCCCCUCAGCUCCCUGCUCUCAAAGACCUCUACCCCAUCAGUGGUGUCCUCCACAGACAUGCUACACAGUAAACUCUCUCAACUCCGAGAAUCGCGUGAACAGUUCCAGCACUUGGAUCUAGACUCCAACCAGACUCUUGCCAGCACCACAUCAUCCACCUCUUCCUUGGCCACUACAACGAAUAUCGACGACUUGAAAAAGAGACUGGAAAGGAUUAAAAGCAGUCGGAAGUGAUUAACCUGCACUAAACCUUAUGCUGCUGUCUCUUCCUUUUACACUCUCUAGGAGUCUCGUUUUUGGCUCAGUGGCUUUGUCUAGGCCUAUUGUAAACUAUUGUUUUAUGUAUCAUAUUGUGCAUUUCUUUGUUCUGGGGAAGGAGAGCAACAUCUACUGUGGCUGAGUAUUUGUAAAUAUAUAUAUUGCUGUUCUAACUCCCCUAUGUGUUUUAGUGUACAGACUGUCUACUUGUUCUAUACCUAACUUUUUUUUUGUCUGGUUUUAAUUGUCCAUUUCCAUGGCUCUUAUAUUUGUAGCUCCGUGGCUGUUUUGACUUGCUUUUAAUUUAACAUAAAGCAGUGGAUCUCUGAUUCUGUAGGGAAUCUUAAGGCAUGGCAUGAAAAUGUUUUUGUAAAUAAAGUUUGAAAUAAGUGAA